Messenger RNA from Pyrus x bretschneideri (Chinese white pear), 874 nucleotides. RefSeq lists its product as uncharacterized. The record is from RefSeq and is a predicted model, not a curated record. The coding region runs from base 103 to 699 and encodes 198 amino acids. The transcript has 2 exons. NCBI's taxonomy places the organism in Eukaryota, Viridiplantae, Streptophyta, Magnoliopsida, Rosales, Rosaceae.
CCCACACUCAUUAUCUCAUCCACACACGCUGAAGAGAUAUUUGCACUCUGAUCAUUUAGCUUUGAGCUGCUAAGAACACAGGGAUUCUCACUUUCCUCCCUCAUGGCUCUAGCCAUAGCCAACAGUGGAAGUUCCACCGGCGGAGCUAGAGUCCUUUACAGCAGCUCCACCACCAGACAGUAUCCCUACACCAACCUCUCCUCACAACGCCAGCUCCUCUUCCCUCCCUCCUCCAGAAGAGCCCUUCACGUGGUGGCAGCCAAGAGAUUCACGUCCAGAACUGGAAGGACCGACGGCAAGAACAGGAGGAGCAACACAACCACCAGAGACCAAGAACAAGAGAUGAUGGGGUCGCAACGAACGGCUGAGAUUGAAAACGUCGGUGGUGGGGCUGUGGGAAACGUUGAUGAUGGGUAUUUCUUGCCUAAGCUUCCCGGGGAUGAGCCUUGCUUUUGGGAAGGUGAAAAAUGGGACUGGCUUGGAUUCUUUGUGGAGUACUUGUGGGCUUUUGGUAUUGGCUUUGCGCUUAUUGCUUGUUUAGUUGCUGCUACUUCUUACAAUGAAGGAGCAACUGAUUUCAAGGAGACUCCAGUCUACAAAGAUUCGUUCCAGUCUCGGGAGUUUUUGGAAGAACCGGAGGCAUCCAACCCGGAUGUCUUCGAAUCCAACCCAACCGAAGUGGCUCCUAGUUUGGAAUAGUUUCUCAAUGAAAUACGUGAUACAAUCCUAGGCAAGCAAACAUUCUGUCGUAGUUAAAUAUCUCUGUUUGUAAGGUGACUUUCCACAUCUAAACAUCUUUUGUUUUCUUUCUGAAUUGUAUUUUAUGAUCUUGUACGAUGUUUAUCAAAUUGUCAGAGAUAGCAUUAUUUGUGGA